Molecule: messenger RNA, 3383 nt
Organism: Calidris pugnax (ruff)
Lineage: Eukaryota; Metazoa; Chordata; Aves; Charadriiformes; Scolopacidae
Gene: SYTL5
Product: synaptotagmin like 5
Exons: 18
Coding region: 520-2817 (765 amino acids)
Biological process (GO): exocytosis; intracellular protein transport
Cellular component (GO): plasma membrane; exocytic vesicle
Molecular function (GO): phospholipid binding; small GTPase binding; neurexin family protein binding
Source: RefSeq, a predicted model, not a curated record
GUUUCCCAGUUCUUUAUUGCUAUUGCCUUGCCUACAUUUACUCUGCCUUCUAAUCAAACUUCCUUCAUACCAGGAAUGAGCGGGUUGAUGUGUUGUCCCAGAGCCUGGAGACCUAGAAAAGCAAAAUAGGUAGUUUGAAAUAAGGAUACCCAGCUAUUUUGUGAUUGCAAACUACAAUUAUGCCAGGAAGCUGAUUCUGCAGCUGCUUGUGAGUGCAAUCUGAAGGCCUGCAACGUGCCAGUGAGCAUCAGCAAGGACGCAGGGCAUUCAGUAACCAGGAAAAUGACUGGCUUUCUUGAGGAAGAAACAAAGAAGCAGCCUUUAUUUCUUGCCUAGUUGUAAGGCAAAGCAAUGCAAUAUUGACACCUGGUUAACUUAAAGAAGUAUUUUUUUUAAAUACCUUUUGACUGUGUGGGUCUUGCAAGUCUGAUACAAACGUGCUUCUGGACUUGUGCAAAUAAAUCACUGGAAGAAUCGAUUGGAGAAAGCAGUCAUUGAAAGAGUAGCUGUUGAAGAAUCAUGACGAAGCACUUGGAGAUCAUCAAUUUGUCAUUCUUGUUGGAGCAUGAAAGGGAAACAAUAUUGGGAGUACUGAAGAGAGAUGAAUAUCUGAAAAAAGUUGAAGAUAAAAGGAUAAGGAAAUUGAAAAAUGAGCUUCUGGAAGUGAGAAGGAAAGGUGGAAACCGUCAUUGUCAACAGGACAACAGCAGAGUCUGUGUUCGCUGUCAGAAAAGCCUGGGCUUAAUCUUUGACAGAGGAGACCUGUGCCAAACCUGCAAACUUCGAGUUUGCAACAAGUGUCGUGACGUGGCAGCUGACGGGCAGUGGAAGUGCUCAGUGUGUGCCAAGAUUGCACAGCUACGGAUAGUGACAGGAGAAUGGUUUUUUGAAGAGAGAGCAAAGCGCUUCAAACAAUCAAAUCUUGGAACUGAUGUCGUCAGACAGUCUAUCCUACACAAAUUCCCAGAUACAGUUUCCAGUAAGGAAGAAAGAAGAACAUUUAAAGAUCAACCUCAAGAGAAUGAAGAAAAAAGGCCAGAUGUACCAGUCUCCUCCACAACUGGGCAUAAAUCAAUCUUCGGUGGACCUAGAAAGAUAGGGAAGGUAAUUAGGGCGGUUACCAAAGGAGAAAUUACAUAUGCAAAAGACGAAGGUGAAAGGACCGCAGGCUCAGAAGCUGAAACCCAAAGUCUGCGCAGUGGCAAGUCAACACCUUGCUCUGAGAGAGGGAGCACUCCUUCACUGAACAGCAGCGAUGCAGAAGCUGCUGCAGGCCACCUGAAAGGGGCUGUGGGUCCUGUGAGCAGAGGCAAUGUUUCCAUACCUUCCCUCCCGAGGUCCUCAGCACUGACCACACGCAGCAUGACCACAGACUACAGCAGGGAUACUGGCUUAGAAAAUGGCAUGAUAAUUCCAGCAAGUGAAAGUGUACCUGAAGAUUUAGUAAAGAAGCACUGUAGAAGAGCAUCUGGAACACCUUCCAUCGCAGUUUCUAGGGUAUCGUUGUCAUCAGAUCGUAGCCGAUCUGAGAUAGAUUUGAGUGAAUCUUUCUCUGAAGGAAAUGAGGAUACUCUGAGCAUAAGAAGCAAAUCUGUACCUAGUGCCUUAAAUCAGGAACUGGAUUAUCUGGAUGAAACAGAAGAUAUUGAUGACAUAGUGGCCUCUCGUUAUUCAAGGAAACACGGACAUUUGGCAAGUGGAUUAUCAACAAACUCCCCAGAAGGCUCUGACAGAAAAUGGACGUAUUUAAAUGUGCCAGAAAAAGAUGGUGACACUACUAGCAUUAACAGCAUGCUGAGUGUAUAUAGUGAAACUGGUGACUAUGGCAACGUGAAGGUCAGUGGUGAAAUCCUUCUCAACAUCAACUACAGCUACAAAACAGGUGCCCUCAACAUCCUGGUGAAAAGUUGCAGAAAUCUGGCUGUUGCAGAUGAGAAGAAGCAAAGGACCGAUCCAUAUGUCAAAGCAUACCUUCUGCCUGAUAAGUCCCGCCAAAGUAAACGCAAGACCAAAAUUAAAAGUAACAGCACCAAUCCAGAAUUUAAUGAAACACUGAAGUAUGUCAUCAGUCACACGCAGUUAGAAACCAGGACCCUGCAGCUUUCUGUCUGGCACUAUGACAGAUUUGGACACAACAGCUUCCUUGGGGAGGUAGAAAUUCCAUUUGAUUCCUGGAACUUCGAAAAUCAGGCCGAUGAGUGGUUUGUGCUCCAGCCUAAGGUGGAGGUUGCAACAGAUGUUGGGCUUCAAUAUAAAGGAGAACUGACAGUUGUUUUACGUUAUAUUCCCCCAGACAGAAACCUAAUGCUUCCUCUAGAGCAGUUUCAAGGAAAGAAGAGCUUUAAAAAAGGAAAAAAGGGAGACUCUCCCGUGCCAUCUGGAGGUAUAUUAGAAGUCCUCAUCAAAGAAGCAAAGAAUUUAACAGCGGUGAAAUCAGGAGGCACAUCUGACACUUUCGUGAAAGGAUAUCUUCUCCCAGAUGACAGCAAAGCUACAAAACACAAAACUCCCAUAAUAAAAAAGAGUGUGAACCCCCAGUGGAAUCAUACCUUUGCUUUUGGUGGCUUGAAUGCAAGGGAUAUACGUAAUGUCUGUCUAGAACUGACUGUGUGGGACAAGGAGUCACUCUCCAGUAAUAUUUUUUUGGGAGGUGUUCGUUUGAGCACUGGAAAUGGUAUAAGUAAUGGCAAGGAGGUUGACUGGAUGGACUCUCAAGGAGAAGAGCAGCACCUCUGGCAGAAGAUGAUUGACAGUCCUGGAGCUCCUGUGGAGGGGAUAUUAAUGCUGAGAUCCAGCAUGGGAAAACGCAGACUCUGAAAGACUUUAACUACUGAGGGGUACCACAGGUACUUCUGACUUCAGUGGUGUUCCGGCUCUUGCCACUUUGCCCAUUUGGAAGUGGGAAAGGGUUGUACUCUUUGCCUUGGAUUUUAAGGCUCCAAGUGAGACUUUAAUGCAUUCCACACUUUCACGUGCACGUUUUUAACCCAAGGUUCUUGUAUGGAUUGUGUUUCUCCUGAAGCCAGUGAGAAUUUGACCUUGUACAGAGGUUGGACUGGCUUUCUCUGUCCUUUCUAGUGACCGGUGUGCAGUUGAUGAAAGCCUCUGCAUGGGGGUUAAGCGGGGUGCACAGAGUGAGCAAAUUAGCCAUUUAGUAAGUAAUGCCUGGUUUACAUAUCUCCAUCUGCGUCAAAGAUGGCCUAGAAGACAGCAGUGAUACAGUACAAAUAGAUGCAGAGUGAGUCUGUGCUUUGGUAUUUGAAAGAGAAAAAGCCAUAAUGUUAUGAAGGAUAACAAAUAAUGUUUCUUUAUCACGUUUGCUUGGUGGGCUGUGCCAUGUGCAGGGUGGCAGGUUACAGGGGGACCAAGCUGCCCACCAAGGA